AUGGUGGUAAGCAAGAGGAGCGUGUGGCUGAUCGGCAGCGGCAUGGCGUUCAUGACGGUGGGGGUGCUGAUGAACGCCAUGUGGCCGCAAAUAUUCCACGCGAAGAUACAACACAUGAUGGUCCUCAAGAACGGCUCCACAUCAUUCGACAUAUGGAAAGCUCUCCCCAUUCCUAUAUACAUGGAGUGCUUCUUGUUCAACAUAACCAAUGUGGACGACAUCCUGGCAGGGAAGAAUGUUACGAUAGAGGUGAAGGAAAUGGGCCCCUACGUGUUUCGAGAGAUUAAUCGGAAAGUGGACAUAACAUGGAACGACAAUGGUACUGUGACAUUCAGAAACCAGCGCUUCUGGUACUUCCAGCCGGAGCGGUCGAGUGGGAGCCUGUCUGAUAACAUCACUACUAUUAAUCCAAUCGUUGCGACAAUCGCCUACACAGUGCGCAACGACCGCAUGAUGCUGAAGUUCUUAGUGGACAUGGUGUUGCGCGUGUACCACACCAACAUGUUCGCCACGGCCAACGCGUCCGCGUGGCUUUUCGACGGCGUGCGAGACCCCAUUCUGGAGUUCGUGGGCAAGAUCCCCAGCUUGCCGUACACCAUACCGUUUGACAGAUUCGGGUGGUUCUACAAGAGAAAUGGCUCCAUAGAUGCCGAUGGACUCUUCAACAUCAACACGGGCAGCACCGACUUCAGGAAACUAGGUCAGAUGGAGCGAUGGCAGAACUCCAACAGCUCCGUCUUCAGGGAACAGUGUGGGCUGAUCCAGGGCUCGGCGGGAGAGCUGUGGAACCUACAGAAGGAUCAACAAGAGAUCACCAUAUUCGCUGCGGAUCUUUGCACGCACAUAACAUUACCGUUUUCGGGGAAAGUAGUGAAACAUGGCAUCGAAGGCGUUGAAUAUUCAGCCAAUGAUUCUCUGUUCGACAACGGUUAUAAAUAUCCAAAUCAGGCAUGCUACUGCGAUGAAGUGCGGGACAGAAACUGCAUGCCAGCUGGCUCGUUCAACGUGUCGGCAUGCAAGUACGGGGCCCCCGCCUUCGUGUCCCUGCCCCACAUGUUGGGCAUGGGCCCCUACUAUCCCAGCAAGAUUAAAGGCCUUAACCCCAUUCCGAAGCAUAACUUCAGGAUGUCAAUCGAGCCAGUGACCGGCAUGCCACUGGCGAUCUCCGCUCAGCUGCAGGCGAACGCACUCGUCAGGCAUAUACCUGGCAUAAGCCUGAAUAACCAGCUUCCGGAUCCGGACACUCUGCUGCCAAUGUUCUGGUUCCGCGAAGACAUCGAGGUGGACGGCGAGUACGUGGACUUCGCCAAGGCCGCGCUCGGUGUGCGCUUCGGGCUACCGUAUGGACUCUACGCUUUUAUUAUUAUAGGCAUCGCGCUGAUCGUGAGCGGAGUGUACAAAAUCCGUAGAUUCGCGAUGCCGCAAAUGAAGGAGACUGACAAUGAUGUGUCAAAGAAGUUUCUAAGCGACCAUGCCAGAUAA
Pararge aegeria (speckled wood butterfly) is the source of this 1482-nucleotide messenger RNA. It is a transcript of the gene SCRB3, whose product is annotated as protein croquemort-like. The record is from RefSeq and is a predicted model, not a curated record. Bases 1 to 1482 code for a protein of 493 amino acids. Gene Ontology annotation, molecular function: scavenger receptor activity. Gene Ontology annotation, cellular component: membrane; cytoplasm. The transcript is spliced from 10 exons. NCBI's taxonomy places the organism in Eukaryota, Metazoa, Arthropoda, Insecta, Lepidoptera, Nymphalidae.